ACCAGCCGCCAAAAACCCAGCAAGCGGAGUAGCUGUUCAUGAUGGUGUCAGAGCAGGAGAAAGUCGAUAUCCGGAGGUUUAUAAAAGGUCAACUCCUUGAUGAGCCAGACCUUAGCACACUGACCUUAGGAAUAUUGAAAAAACGAUACCUGGCUGAAGCAGGAUGUGAAUCAUUGAGCUCUGAAGCAAGACAAUUCAUGAAACAAGUGGUGCAGGAAGAACUCAUGAAAAUGCAGGAAAAUGAUGAGAGUGAAAGCGAGCCGGAAACCAAAAAACCACAGAAGAAAAGAAAGAGAGAGAGAGAAAAAGAGGAGUUAGAAAGUGAAGAUGAAACCGAAUCCACAGCAAUGAAAUCACGAUCACAACAGUCUGACUCAUCAUCAGAUUCUGAAGACACGCAGAACCGUAAAGCAGGAAGUCAAAACAAAGAACAAAUUAGAUCUCAGUCUAAAAAUAAAGAAGCAGCAAAAGAAUCAGAGCAUGAGAAAAGCAAAAAAACUAAGCGCCGCGUCACAAGCGAUGAGUCUUCAGAUGAAGAGAUGAAUGAGUCAGAAGAGGAUGGGAACGAGAGUCCAAGUCCGGAGGAAAGGGUGAAAAAGAAGGUCAAAGCUGCUGAGAGCAAAGAGACAAGACAUGUUGAUGCUAGUGGAGGGAAAAAAACACCAAGGAGCGACGAGGAGAGUGAAAGUGAUUCGGACAAUAAGUUGGAGAAAAGUGAAAAAAUCAAGGAUGAUGAUUCUUCUGCCAGUGAAAAAGUAGAAGAAAAUGUAAUGAAGAAAAAUGAUUCAGACUCGGAUUCAUCAUCGCUCCCGUCUUUGGAUGAAGAGAAGAAAAGCGACCCAGAAAAAAAUAAAAAUGUAAAGACAAAAAAGAAAACAAUGAAGACAGAUGAGAAGAACCGAGGCCCAAAGGAUGAAGACAAAGCAGUCGUGCGACUCAAACGCUACAUCACUCUUUGUGGCGUGAGGAGGAAUUACAAGAAGCUACUGGACGGCUGCCGCUCCACUCGCUCCAAAGUGGCUGUUCUAAAGAAGGAGCUUGAAGAUCUUGGGCUCCGUGGUAACCCCUCUAUUGAGAAAUGUAAGAAAGUUCGAUUGAAGAGAGAGGAAGCUCAGGAAUUGGCUGAACUUGAUGUCGAUAACAUCAUCUCCACCGAAGGUCGGCCGAGACGCAGAGGAACCUCAGCCAUGCAGGUACAUAAGGAACCUCCCUCCUCUUAUCAGCGGACUCUGAACUCUGAUUCAGAGAGUGACCAGGAAAAUAACGCUCCCAAAGGACGCAGAAAGAUAUCGGAGUGGGCCAACCUGCAUGGGAUCAUCAGUGAUGAUGCGGACACUGACUGAACAUGGGCUGUUCCACUUUUAUACCAUUUGUUGUUGGCUUGUACAUAGGUAACACUUUCUUUGUUACUGGAAGCAUAAUACUUUUAUUAACCUUUCAAGUUAAAUUUGAUAGUGAUUUUUUUUUGAGUGCUCCGAUUAAAAUAAAAGUUAUGAUACAUGAUUUCUGAUUUCAUUUGAUUUUAAUUUUAUACUUUAAGCCAAUUUUAUAUCUGCCUGUAGAUGCCUUUAAAUUUUGCAGAGACUGAUACAAAGAUUGAAAAAAAUUUCAGCAUUUCCACAGUUGCCAAAAUCUUCUCAUGGUUUUAAACUCAAAAUACACAAUAAAAUUAAACCAGUGUAUUAAAGACUCACAGAAACGGGAUUGGAUUUGACACCAAGAACUUAAUAGAAGUUUAUGUAAAAAUGGUCUUCUAGUUAGGAUUGCUGUGUAUAUACAUUUAUUCUACUUUUUUUAUUGUUGUACAGGAGCUGUUGUGAUCUGUUUUUAUGUGCAGAUUGCUUAAUAUUUUGUCAGUUAUUAGCUCUGAAAUAAAACUGUUCUGGAAGUUGUUGGAAAGUAGUAUUAUGUUGUUUAGAUCGUUUUUACAUUACAUGAGUGGAAUCUGUUUAGCUAUAUUGUCUUUCUGUGAACAUGUUGGUGUACAGACAUAAAAUAUACAAAUACAUUGUAUAUUUAUGCAGUAGCAGAUGGGGUAACAAAGGGGGUUAUUCUGAGACUUAAGUGUGUGACAUAAAAUGUACCUUUGUAUUGAAGGAUCUAAAACUGUUUAUUACAGGAAUAAGUAUAUUGUAUAUAAUGACAAAGAAAAUAACAUGGACACAAUGAUUAUUUUGAAGAAAGAUCAA
Molecule: messenger RNA, 2189 nt
Organism: Xiphophorus maculatus (southern platyfish)
Lineage: Eukaryota; Metazoa; Chordata; Actinopteri; Cyprinodontiformes; Poeciliidae
Gene: hirip3
Product: HIRA interacting protein 3
Exons: 8
Coding region: 39-1343 (434 amino acids)
Cellular component (GO): nucleus
Source: RefSeq, a predicted model, not a curated record